This is a messenger RNA of Coregonus sp. 'balchen', 3961 nucleotides long. Lineage: Eukaryota; Metazoa; Chordata; Actinopteri; Salmoniformes; Salmonidae. The record is from the annotation of a GenBank genome assembly.
GGAACCUCGUGAUAUCAUGCCUGUUUCACACCGGAGAUAUUUGAAAGAUGCACUCCUCGAUUCCGCUUCUGUUCUGAUGUAGCAGCAACAAGCUAGCUGAGUGCUUACCUGAAUGUUAUCCGUUUUUGCAUGCGGACUUAAUUACAAUUAUAUCACAUUUUGAAAGUAUAAAAUUUGUCGACUUUUUAAUCCGGGUUGGUAAUUUAUUUGUUUGCCUUUGGUAUUCCGUCCACGCCAGCUUCCCUGCAAGGGUUGGAGAUGCGAGGUGAUGCUAGCUAGCCAUUUGGCUAACGUUCGCUAGCUAGUUCAACAAUAUUGCGGGGCUAACUGGGUAACGUUAGCUAGCUGGACUAGCUACAUCAAUAAAACAUAGACGCACGGAAAGGUGCAAAACAUGCACGUUUAGUUAUUUCCUUGCGUUUAUUGCCAAGUGUCGAUUGCUGAGAGAACGUUGCUAACGUAGCCACAGGCUGCAGUGCCAACCAGGACUCGGGAUGGCGGCUAAAGCGGCGGAUGGUGGUGGUGCAACUGACCUCAUAGACAUCUACGACGAGAACUUCAGUCAAAACAACGGGGAGGUAAGACAGGCCGAGAGAGCUUAUGGAAAGAGCUGUAGACAUGAAUAGUUGUGAGAAGCUGAAAGCGAAUGCAGAAGAUUCUUGAAGUGGGAACUAAAAUAACUUGUUGGAUGAGGUUGUUUGAUUUUAGCAUGUCAACAUUUUACAUGAAUGAAUGUCAAUAGCGACAUUUAGAGUAUAUAAUGUUAACAAAUCAUACUAUUCAAUUUAAUAUCCAUGAUAUCAACAAUACAGAUGUGGCGGUUAGUGUUCUCUCGUAGUUUGUCUGAUUCUUCAGGGAUGGUCAUUGUGAGUGAUAGAAUGUAGCUAGGCAUUGAGGGAUGAUGUCUAUCUUCUGUCCAUCUUCUCUCUAUAGGAUGGAGAUUUUGCGACGACGGCAGAGGCAAGUGAUCUUUAUGAUGAUGUGCUCACUGGCUCUGUGAGCCGGGAAAGGAAAUUCUCAGAGGAUGCUAUCCCUCUCAGCAAGGACCAGCCAACGAAAGAGGAGAGCAAACCAACAAUACUGUACACUUACAGUGGGGUGUGGAACAAGAGACUGGCUGUAUAUGUGGGCAACUUUUCCUGGGUGAGUCUCCCACCACCACCAUUACCUUCAGUCCAGUUUGCUAAUAUAUUAGCAUAUGUUCUGUAAUGAGAUACAGCCACGUAGACCUAUUACCUUUCUAUCCCUAUCCUUCAUUUUUACUAAUCUUCUCCCUCUUUCUCUCCCUUGUCUUCCUUUACCCCUCUCCUCAGUGGACCUCCGACAAAGACCUUAUUAACGUGGCGCGCACCUUGGGCGUGAAGGACAUUGUGGAGAUAAAAUUUGCUGAGAACAGAGCUAAUGGCCAGUCCAGGGGGUGAGAGUUAGGCCUAUCCAGUGGGCAUCAUUCUAAUCUAAUGUGAUCUAUUUCUUCACUAUUUAUUAACUGGGUGUUUCGCCAUUUCAUGACUGGAUCUGGUCAUAGUGUUCUAGGGAGACCUGGUAACAGACACCUAUUGAGUCAAGUUAGUCUUAAAAUAAAUAUGAUGUGCCAGUAGCUAAGCUAAAUACAGAUCUUACAGAUGACUACCAACGUUUUAUUAUUUAUUAUCUGUGCAUGAUCCAGAGCCAAAGUGUUGUCUCCAGACCCUGAAGAACUGGACAGGGCUGCUCUGGUGGUCUACUGAUGGCUAGUAGAUUAUGUUGUGAAGGCAUUUCAAAGCUCUGAAAUAGAUUUUCUAUCCAGCUGGUAACAUAACGUAUACUAGCUGAUAUUUAUAUUUUACUCUCUAUAGAUACGCUGAGGUAGUGGUGGCCACAGAAGAGUCAUUGCAGAGGUUGCUGGAGACUUUGCCAAAUUGUCAUGUUAAUGGAGAAAAGGUGGACUGCCGCUUUGCCACACGACAGAAUCUUGCUGUGUUUGAAGCCCAGGCUAAUAAACGUAAGCGCACAUCUACAUACAGUAAAUAAAUAGGUACUCAAGUCUUUCUCGGAAGUGAUAUCCAAUGCUGCCAUUGAAACAAAAUCAAACUGUCCCUCCUCCUUUUCCGUAGGUGUCCCCCAGCGCUCUAACUCAAAGGAGUCGUCAGAUACUGGGGGCAAAAAAGCCUCUGUCUCCCCUCCUGUGCUCAACCAGAACCACUCCACUGUCCCGCACACUAUCCACCCCCAACACAUUCACAACAAACCUCCCCCUCUGUCAGUCCCAUACUUUAGUCUGCCUCCUCCUCUUUUCCCCCACCUUCCCCCCCACCUUCCCCCUCCCCCCAUGCCCCACCUUUUCCCUCCACCACCUCUACGUCUCCCCAGCCAUCCUCCUCCCUCCCUGCAUCUCAACCCCGCCUUCUUUCCUCCAGCACAACACAACAACUACAGUCAACAACACAACACAUCGUACAACCAGCACAAGUGAGCUCAUCCACUGUACUUUAUAUUAUGGAAUGAUUUUGUAUUAAUUGGUAAACAUGUCUAUCACAAGGAUAUGUAUGUAUGAUGAUGAUCAGUAAGGGAGUGUUUUUUUCUCUAGCAGUAGGGACAGUGAAGCUCCCACACCCCAAAUGCCAGAGGGAGAGUUUGAUGAGCUGAUGAACAGAAACAGAGCCAUCGCCAGCAGCGCCAUCACCAAGGCUGUGUCUGGAGCUACUGCCGGUUAGACUCUCACUGAAAAAUGCCUACAGUAGACACUCAAAUACAGAUUCAUGAUGAUAAAUCUAGACUAGAGACCCAAAGACAUUGACAUGUGCAGUACACAAUGCAGAUCAUGGUCAUCUUAAAUCCUGCUGUUGUAGGAGACCUGCCCCUGGCCAUUGAGACCCUUUUGACUGCCAUUGCUGUCAUCAAGCAGUCAAGAGUGUAUGGGGACGAGCGCUGUCGAGCCCUGGUCACCUCUCUGAAAGACUGCCUCUUCUCCAUCGAGAGCAAGUCAUACGGCUCCAGGUCAGUGCUGGAAAAAUUGUUUGGACCUCUCAUGGACCGUUCUUUCAUCACAAACGGAAAUUGUAAUGUGGCCUCACUUCUCACUUGCUCUCUCUUUGUAGGAAAAGACACCGUUCCCGUGACAGAGAACACCGUUCCCGAGAUAGGGAGCGGGACAGAGAACGGGACAGAGGCAGGGGAAGGGAAGAAAGGGAAGAGUCCUACAGCCAGGAAUGGGAGGCUGCAGGAAUGUCCCGCCGGCACCGAGAACGCUCCCUAAGUGGGGAGCGAGAUGGGAGAGACCGGGAGCGGGUUCGGGAACGAGAUAGACAUAGGGAGCACCGCGAGCGGCACCGCUAGGUAAGCUCUCUGACCCUGUCAUAUCUCCAACACGUCUCCCCUCUAAUUCUGUAAUCCCCUCAUCUCCAGACCACCACCACUUACUCACAUCCUGAAAUACACCACCACCUCUAAUUGCCAAGCACCUGUUUUUUCAGUCAACCCCUUGUAUUAACGUACUCCUGACAGAACUUUUGUCUGUUCUUUUCAGGACAUUCUAGGCUGUCUUUGUCCCUGUCAGGCUGAGUAGGAUGGGAGACAGGACUUUAUUUCUGCGCCAAGCUGCUUAAAAGUCUAGGAUAAUGGAUGAACUGAUGGUGAGACAAAAUGAAUGUCCAUAGCCCCCCCAUCUCCACAACCUACUGCCCCCACGUUCACAUUUCCCUGGUACUCAGCAGCCACCAAGCAUUUUACCUUCUCAUCAUAAUCUUCUGAUCUCAGCCAUCACCAACCCCCUCUUUCUCACAGUGAUACUGUCUUUGUAAUUUAAUUUUUUGAUUAUGAAUUGACGGUUUCAGGGUUGUGGCUGCAACUUUUGUUGUUUGCCACACCUGCAUGCACAAAGCAGAGGUAAAUUUUUAUAUGUUGAACUGUGCAGUGUUUUUUUUUCCUCUUCCCCCUUCUUUUGUAUCAAAUUUGAACUGAUUAAAAAAGGCUGUUAAAAUGA